Penicillium antarcticum is the source of this 360-nucleotide messenger RNA. RefSeq lists its product as uncharacterized. The coding region runs from base 1 to 360 and encodes 119 amino acids. NCBI's taxonomy places the organism in Eukaryota, Fungi, Ascomycota, Eurotiomycetes, Eurotiales, Aspergillaceae. The transcript has a single exon. The record is from RefSeq and is a predicted model, not a curated record.
AUGGCCGGUGGGGUCUACCCGAUGGACCACUCCAUGCAGUAUGGUGAGUGCAAUUUUCCGUACUGGUCUCUGGUCGAGAUCUCUCCUAUUCGAUCGGCCGAUCUUGCGUUCCAAUCUGCUUUCCGAUCUCCAAGCGAUAUCCAUCUGGCGAGCUGGCGUGGUCUGGAUAUUCUUGAACAGGCCCGUUUUUUUGCGAUCGGAGAACGCUUGGUCACAGCUCUGCUCGAUCACAGCGGAGUAGACUGUCUCAAUUGCCCCCAGAGUCCUCGAUUCUGGCGCUGGUUGGUGACUCUGGCGGAGCUCGGAACCCCGGAGUUGAGCCCAACGGGGAUCCCCGAGUGUCGCCACCGAAGCUAUUGA